GAUUUCCCGUACCCAAACGUUUGCCUGAUGGAGGAGAAGGUUGCGAGGAAGAGGAAGAUGCCUCAGGACCCCCAAGGAGGUGAGGAGGAAGUAGGAAAUCCCCAGCGACACCACAGGAGGAGUGACUGCAAGCCCAGCGCAGGAUGCUCUGAGGAGGAAAGACCCACCCUGGGCCAGGAAGGUGGUCAGAGCUUCAGCCAGAGCUCGGAGCUGGUCGUCCCUGAGCAGCAUCAUGAUGGGGAGAAGCCCUACAAGUGCUUGGAGUGUGGGAAGAGCUUCAGGCAGAGCAACAAUCUGAAACGACACCUGAUGAUCCACACCAGGGAAUGGCCCUACGAGUGUGGGGAGUGUGGGAAGGGAUUCAGCUGCAGCUCCCACCUUAUCACCCACCAACGCAUCCACACUGGGGAGAGGCCCUAUGAAUGUCCCAAGUGUCAGAAGAGGUUUCACACCAGCUCUGAUCUCCUCUGCCACCAGCAGAUUCACACAGAGGAGAGGCCCUUUCAAUGCCCCGACUGCAGGAAGAGCUUCAAGCGCAACUUCCACCUCAUCAGACACAAGCGCAUCCACACUGUGGAGAGGCCCUAUGAGUGCCUCACAUGUGGGAAACUAUUUCAGACCAGCUCAAAUCUCCUCCAGCAUGAGCAGAUUCACACGGAUGAGAGGCCCUACUGCUGCCCCAACUGUGGGAGGAGCUUCCAGCACAACUCAACCCUUGUCAGGCACCAGUGCAUCCAUACCAGGGAGAGGCCAUACUUGUGUCCCCAGUGUGGGAAGAGCUUCACCCAGAGCUCUGACUUGACCAAACACCAACGGAGCCAUGAUGGGGAGAAGCCCUACAAGUGCUUGGAGUGUGGGAAGAGCUUCAGCCAGAGCAAAAAUCUGAAACUACACCAGAUGAUCCACACAGGGGAAUGGGCCUAUGAGUGUGGGAAGUGUGGGAAGGGCUUCAGCUGCAACUCCCACCUUGUCAGGCACUUACACAUCCACACUGGGGAGAGGCCCUACGAGUGUGGGGAGUGUGGGAAGGGAUUCAGCUGCAGCUCCAACCUUGUCAGGCACUUACACAUCCACACUGGGGAGAGGCCCUACAAGUGUGGGGAGUGUGGGAAGGGAUUCAGUUCCAACUCUCACCUUGUCAGCCACCAAUGCAUCCACACUGGGGAGAGGCCCUACGAGUGUGGGGAAUGUGGGAAGGGCUUCAGAUGGAGCUCCGACCUCAUCAUCCACCAACGCAUCCACACUGGGGAGAGGCCCUACGAGUGUCCCAAGUGUUGUAAGAGUUUUCAGACCAGCUCCAAUCUCCUUGUACACCAGCGCAUUCACAUGGAUGAGAAGCCCUUCUGCUGCCCUUACUGCAGGAAGGGCUUCAAGCGGAACUCCCACCUCAUCAGGCACCAGCGAAUCCACACCUGGGACAGGCCCUACAUAUGUCCCACUUGUGGGAAGAGGUUUCAGAGCAGCUCAAAUCUCCUCCUGCAUGAGCGGAUUCACACUGAGGAGAGGCGCUUCCUCUGCCCCGACUGUGGCAAGGGCUUCAAGCACAACUCCCAUCUUGUCAGCCACCAACGCAUCCACACUGGGGAGAGGCCAUACUUGUGUCCCCAGUGUGGGAAGAACUUCACCCGGAGCUCUCACUUGACCAAACACCAACAGAGCCACCAGUAA
Molecule: messenger RNA, 1668 nt
Organism: Lonchura striata (white-rumped munia)
Lineage: Eukaryota; Metazoa; Chordata; Aves; Passeriformes; Estrildidae
Source: RefSeq, a predicted model, not a curated record